Molecule: messenger RNA, 1050 nt
Organism: Symbiodinium necroappetens
Lineage: Eukaryota; Dinophyceae; Suessiales; Symbiodiniaceae
Source: the annotation of a GenBank genome assembly
AUGAAGAAGCUCUACCCUGGCAAGACGUUGGCAGAUAUCUUCAGAGUGGCUUUUGCCGACAGAUUGUUCGAGGCGAAGAAGAACUUCAUUGAAAGCUCGGCGGCGUACUCCCUGGUCGUCUACUUUUUGCAGGUGAAAGACCGUCACAACGGCAACCUCAUGCUGUUGACAAGUGGCCACGUGGUCCACAUCGACUUUGGGUUCAUGCUCUCCAACUCGCCCGGUGGGAAUAUGGCCUUUGAGAACUCGCCUUUCAAGCUGACUCAGGAGAUCCUGGAUGUCAUGGAUGGCGAAUGUUCGGAGCAGUACGAGUACUUUCGCACGCUGCUCAUUCGCGGCUUUCUGGAAGCGCGGAAGCACAUGGAUCGGAUCGUUUUACAGGUGCGGAUGAUGCUGACUGGCUCGAAGAUGCCCUGCUUCCGAGAGGGGGCAGACUUCGUCCUGUCCACGCUGCAAGACAGGUUCUUUUGCAACCUGACGGAAGAAGCUUGCAUCCUGGCAAAUCCAUUCCUGGAGAAGUGGGCGGAAUGCGAGUGCGUCGGGUGUAUGGCUGCUGCGUCUUGCGUUGUAGGCCAGAGUGAGAAGAACCUUUGGUCUUGCCACGGGCGAAAGCGCGACAGGCCCAGUCAGGUCUCAAUGGUGUCCGUGCAUGUGAACAGCCGGGGGGAUUACGUACCAAUUUCCCUUUGUUUACUUGUCAUACUUCAUAAUUGGGCUGUUGUCGUUGUGAUCUUGGCACGUGGGUCAAUCCUGGUUGGUGCUGUGUCACGGUCCUCCCGAAAGCCCCAUAAUCAUUGGGGGGCCCUGGUGGCCGGGGGGGUUCAGACGCCCCUUAUGCCUUAUGGAAGAAGAGAGGUGACCAUUUUUGGCUCUAGCCACGAGCGGUUCAAGAGCCGCCCGAGUUGCCCGCCCUCCGCCCUGAGGGCCGAUCUCUCCUCUCCACUUGCUGCACAGGGGACUCGGGGCUCAAACCUGGCAGCCUCUUCUCUUCCCCCCCCCCCUCUCGUUCUUUCUGCCGCGAUUGCCCGAAGACUUGGCGGCAAACUGUGA